AUGCCUAAGAGGGCGAGGACCGAACUGGAUGAUGCUGUUGAUCGGAACUUUGUCAAGAAAUGUCGAGUUGGUCCGAGGCGCAGCGUGUCCGGUCUCAGUGACGAGAUACUUCUUCGAAUUCUAUCCUUCCUAACGUUCAAAGAUCUUCUCGUUGCCGAACGGGUCUCUGCUCGAUUCAGGGCAUUAGCCACCGACCGCGAAAUCUGGAAAGCGCGAUAUUAUGACGCCUGGGUCAGGUCUCGUGUUCGGCGGCGAACUCCCAUCCAGCAAUUGUAUAAGGCAAAGCAGUUUGCAAAGCCAUCGCAAAGGCUCGAUUAUGGCCAGAUCCCAAGGCUUAGUGCCGCGGCAGAUUGGAAACGUCUUUACAAGAUUCGGAGCAACUGGGACACCGGAGCAGCAAGAGUCAGGGAAAUCGAAAUCGCGAAAGCUCCAUCGCCUCCAGCAGUGGCGAAGGUCCAUCAAAACAUGGUUUUCACCGUCGAUGAACGAGCCGGACUGAGAGCUUGGUCGCAAAACGACGGGACAAGAGCAUUGAGAUCACAGGUCAAGAUAAGGACUUCGGCUCAACCAACGUGCAUGGCAGUUGGAACCGUUGGAGGAGAAACGAGGGUUGUCCUAGGUUUCGAUGAUGGAGGACUAUCGCUAUACAAGUUCCAAAGUGCGCAAGGUUUUUCCGUGGAAUGCAGCCACACAUCAUUGGAUGGGCCACUCAUGGCAGUCACCCUGGCGGAGUCUCAUAUCAUGACGAUUUCCAAGACCAGGUUCCUUUCUGUAUAUCACACGCGGUCAAAGGAAGAUAGUACGGUGGCGGGAGAAAGUUUGAUCCCUAUUGCUCGGCUGCAGUCAGAUGCCUCAUUCGCCCCAGUCUCGAUAGCUCUGCGAAAGAUUCCCGGGGCGAUCAUUGCAAGUAUUGCCUAUGCUUUCAACCGGCUUCAAAGUGGGUGGUGCUUAGGGCUGCAGGAGAUACGAUUAUCCAACGCAGGUCAAGUGAUGAAUAGCAGGAUUGCAUCAACGAUUGAUACUGCGGUCGAUGCAAUAAAAAAGGACGGCCAUCAUUGGGAGCUAACAACCCGGUCGACAAGUUCACUGCCAUUGCCACUCCAUCCACAGCUCACGAGUGCUCCUACCUCGCUUUCAUACGAACAUCCAUUCGUGGUCUGCUCACUUUCGGAUAACACCUUGAUGUCGUUUCUGGUCCUUUCGAACACCGACUCGCUCGAAAUUCACACCGGAAGGAGAUUGUGGGGUCACACCUCGGGCGUUUGUGGGGUUCAGGUCAACGGUCGUGGAAAAGUGGUGUCGAUCAGUUCUAGAGGGAAUGAAAUUCGGUCGUGGGAAUUGGAGGACGUCAUGACAACAGUGGUGCCAAGUCGAACAAGUACAGCGAUUAAAGCUGUGGAUGGGCUUGCUGGAGUUGUGGCAGCCAUGGCCCAGCGGCGGGCUGGACUUGGUCUUGCAUUGUCGGAAAUGGAAAAAGAACAAGCUCUGACGCGACGAUGGGUAGGGUUCGACGAUGAACAAGUAGUGAUAUUAGGAGAUCGAGGUCAGAGUCAGAUUAUGGCAUUGUACGACUUUACGUAG
Molecule: messenger RNA, 1581 nt
Organism: Exophiala aquamarina CBS 119918
Lineage: Eukaryota; Fungi; Ascomycota; Eurotiomycetes; Chaetothyriales; Herpotrichiellaceae
Exons: 2
Coding region: 1-1581 (526 amino acids)
Molecular function (GO): protein binding
Source: RefSeq, a predicted model, not a curated record